Messenger RNA from Blumeria graminis f. sp. triticale, 855 nucleotides. The record is from the annotation of a GenBank genome assembly. Lineage: Eukaryota; Fungi; Ascomycota; Leotiomycetes; Helotiales; Erysiphaceae.
AUGGCCGAAGUCGACCAGUUCGAUAGUGCGCUCGACCUACUACGUCGCCUCGACCCCAAGCACACGGCGAGCCAUCUCAACGCUCUUAUUGACCUUGUGCCGGCAUUAACAGAGGACCUCCUCUCAGCUGUCGACCAGCCGCUGAGCAUCGCGCGCUGUCAGACUACCGGCCGCGACUACCUGCUAUGUGACUACAACCGCGAUGGCGAUAGCUACCGCUCGCCUUGGUCCGGAGCAUUUGAGAGUCCGCGCGGCGGCAGUGGGCCUGGUGGUGUCGACGAGCUAGGCAACAACGAUGGCGCCGGCGAGGGCGCCGUUCCUAAUGAGCGUCUUCGACAAAUGGAAAUCCGCGCCAAUGAAGCUUUUGACGUUUAUCGCGAGCUCUAUUACGAAGGUGGUGUGAGCAGUGUUUUUUUCUGGAAUCUUGACGAUGGCUUUGCGGGGGUCGUUCUCUUAAAAAAGGUUGCGUCGCCGACGGGCAAGAGUGAAGGUGCGUGGGACUCGAUCCAUGUUUUCGAAGCCGUCGACCGCGCACGUACGGCCCAUUAUAAGCUUACGAGUUCCGUCAUCUUGCACCUCUCCACUGCCAACGAAACUCUGGGGGAAAUGGAUCUGAGUGGAAAUAUGACCCGGCAGAUUGAGACCGAUCUCCCCGUUGAAGAUGAUAUUUCCCACAUUGCCAACAUUGGAAAGCUCGUUGAGGACAUGGAACUGAAGAUGCGGAAUUUGCUACAAGAUGUCUAUUUCGGCAAGGCAAAAGAUAUAGUGGGAGAUCUGAGAAGCGUGCUACCGCUGAGCGAAGCGCACCAGGAUAAAUCUACCCACCAAGAAAUGAUCAAUUUGAUGAAACAGUAG